AUGAAGCAAACGCUAACUAAAGUUUUAACUCGUCCAGCUACCACGCGCAGUUUUUCCAUCCGUAGCUCACAGCCAGUAGCAGGUAUCGAGACGUCAGCACUAACAUCUAAAUACACGGUUGUCGAUCAUGAAUACGAUGCUGUUGUUGUGGGUGCUGGUGGCGCUGGUCUGCGUGCAGCUAUGGGAUGUGCGGAAGCAGGUUUGAAAACUGCUUGUAUCUCCAAGCUAUUCCCUACGCGAUCGCAUACUGUGGCAGCUCAAGGCGGCAUUAAUGCGGCGCUAGGGAACAUGUCGGAAGACGAUUGGCGGUGGCAUAUGUACGAUACAGUUAAAGGAAGUGAUUGGUUGGGAGAUCAAGAUGCAAUUCACUACAUGUGCAGAGAGGCUCCGGAAGCUGUACGAGAGCUUGAAGACUUUGGUCUGCCCUUCUCUCGUACUGAAGAAGGCAAGAUUUAUCAACGUCCAUUUGGUGGACAGAGUCUUGAGUUUGGAAAAGGAGGUCAGGCACGUCGUACUGCAUGUGCUGCUGAUCGUACAGGUCACGCAAUGUUACACACAUUGUACGGUCGAUCACUUGCGUUUGACACAUCGUACUUCAUUGAGUACUUUGCUUUAGAUUUAAUCAUGAAUGACGCGGGCGAAUGUGUUGGAGUUAUGGCAUUUAAUAUGGAAGAUGGUUCAUUUCAUCGCUUUCAUACAAACAAUACAGUUCUGGCUACUGGUGGCUACGGUCGUGCAUACUUUUCGUGUACCUCAGCUCAUACAUGUACGGGUGACGGUACUGGUAUGGCUUUGCGUGCUGGUAUUCCUCUUGAAGACCCAGAGUUUGUCCAAUUUCAUCCCACUGGUAUUUACGGUGCUGGAUGUUUGAUCACCGAAGGUUCGCGUGGUGAAGGCGGUAUCUUGCGAAACUCAGAGGGAGAACGUUUUAUGGAGCGAUACGCCCCUACAGCUAAGGAUUUGGCUUCGCGUGAUGUCGUGUCGCGUGCAAUGACAAUGGAGAUUCGUGAAGGCCGUGGAGUUGGUAAAAAUCGGGAUCACAUUUAUUUGCAUCUGGACCAUUUGCCAGCUGAAUUAUUGCACGAACGUCUUCCUGGAAUCUCAGAAACGGCUGCUAUUUUUGCUGGUGUCGACGUGACUAAGGAACCUAUUCCAGUAUUGCCAACUGUGCACUACAAUAUGGGUGGAAUUCCUACUAAUCACCUUGGUGAAGUGGUUAUGCCUGAUGUGAAGGGCCUUCCGGAUCCAAACAAGCUGUAUCCAGACAAGAUUGUACCUGGUCUAUUUGCUGCUGGAGAAGCAGCUUGUGCUUCGGUGCACGGUGCUAAUCGAUUAGGUGCGAAUUCCUUACUGGAUCUUGUUGUUUUCGGCCGUGCAUGUGCUCUACGUAUUGCUGAGCUUACAAAACCUGGCGAGAAGAAGCGUCCAAUGCCAAAAGAUGGCGGUCUAAAAGCGAUUGAAGACGUGGAUAAGUUACGUUAUGCUAAUGGUAACAUUGCUACAGCAGAGUUACGUCUAGAGAUGCAGAAGACCAUGCAAGUGGAUGCUGCUGUCUAUCGUACACAAGAGUCAUUGGCGGCUGGAAAAGCUAAAAUUGAUGAGGUUGUACCAAAAUUUAACGACAUUAAGGUGACUGAUCGCUCGCUCAUCUGGAACACGGAUCUUACAGAGACGUUAGAGCUGCGUAACUUGCUCGCUUGUGCUGCUUGUACAAUGCAUGCAGCUGAAGCUCGUAAAGAAUCGCGAGGUGCUCAUGCACGUGAAGAUUUUACAAAGCGUGAUGAUGACAAGUGGAUGAAGCACACUGUUGCUUAUCAUGAUGAGAAGGGCAAGACGCACGUGGCUUAUCGUGCUGUGCAGGAUCAGACUUUGGAUGAAAAUGAAUGCAAGCACGUUCCACCCUUUGCGCGUGUUUACUAA
Plasmopara halstedii is the source of this 1920-nucleotide messenger RNA. RefSeq names its product succinate dehydrogenase. Gene Ontology annotation, molecular function: electron transfer activity; flavin adenine dinucleotide binding; succinate dehydrogenase (quinone) activity. Gene Ontology annotation, biological process: tricarboxylic acid cycle; mitochondrial electron transport, succinate to ubiquinone. The coding region runs from base 1 to 1920 and encodes 639 amino acids. The record is from RefSeq and is a predicted model, not a curated record. NCBI's taxonomy places the organism in Eukaryota, Oomycota, Peronosporomycetes, Peronosporales, Peronosporaceae. The transcript has 2 exons.